Molecule: messenger RNA, 2777 nt
Organism: Coccomyxa subellipsoidea C-169
Lineage: Eukaryota; Viridiplantae; Chlorophyta; Trebouxiophyceae; Coccomyxaceae
Product: DUF544-domain-containing protein
Exons: 6
Coding region: 145-2229 (694 amino acids)
Biological process (GO): protein K48-linked deubiquitination
Cellular component (GO): cytosol; cell periphery
Molecular function (GO): K48-linked deubiquitinase activity; cysteine-type deubiquitinase activity; cysteine-type carboxypeptidase activity
Source: RefSeq, a predicted model, not a curated record
GAAAGUUGAUCUCCGUUUAAAUUCAUUCUUAGGAUAUCAGGUCUACAAAGCGCAGCAUUGUCCUCGUUUUGAGAUGGGCAUGAUGGACCUUCAGUGUUGACUGUGAGGCAGCGCUUUUCUAAACAAGCACGUGUGAUAGCCAAGAUGGCUGUGCAUUACAAACUCAAGGCGAUCAACUUCCUAGGAAGAGACGUUCCCGUCGUGGUACAAAAUGAGAAUGGGCCAUGUCCCCUCAUUGCACUGGCAAACGUGUUGCUGCUGAGGAACCAGAUACAGUUGUCCGUGGACUAUUCUGAAGUCAGCCAGGAAAGACUUCUUGCGCUGAUCGCUGGCUUCCUGCUCGACUCAAACAAUCCAGAGAGACUGGGCACCUCGGAUGCAGAGCUGCAGGCCAACCUCCAGAAGAACAUGGGGGAUGCAGUGGAAAUGCUGCCCAAGCUAACCACUGGCCUGGACGUGAACAUCUUCUACCACGACAUCAAGGGCUUUGAGUUCACGGACGUUGUGGCCAUUUUCGACCUCCUCGACAUCCAUCUUGUGCACGGAUGGUUGGUGGACCCUCAGGACAAGGAGACAGUGGCCUGCAUCGGCAACAUGUCCUACAAUGCCCUCAUCGAGCGACUCCUCUCGCUGGCUGGAUCCACAUCUGCCGACAAUUCCGCGGCCCCCGCUGCCGACACAACCACCGCCACAGCUGCCACCAGCAUUGGGGCACCUGACAACGCCCCAGAGCCACCUGAAUCUGACGGCCUUGGCAGCAGCAGUGCGGCAAAGGCACCACCUGCAGCCGACAGCGCCGCCGGACCCGCACCGAUGGAGGCCUCUGCAGCUGCAGAAAAGAGUCCAGCUGACAAUAACAUGCGGCAGGAGUUGGAUCUUCUGGGCUCAGAGUAUGACUCAGACCUGCAGGCGGCACUGAACCUCUCCCUGUCCCAGCCAGCCCCUGAAACAUCUUCAAAGCCUCAGGACAUGCAGCAGCCGCAGCCCAUGGCAGUUGACGAGCCGCCACAGCCGACUGUGAUUUUGGUCGCGGCGCCGCAGCCGGCCCCGGCUGACGCGGACGCGGAGGCCAGGAACGCGGCCGCAGACGGGGCGGCUCUGGCAGAGGAUUAUGUUGUGAUCAGUCACCCGAAGGGGUCGGUCCUGGACGAAGAGAUGGCGGAGCCGGACGCUGCUCAGGAGACUCCGGAGGCCGCCACAGAGCGUGCCCAAGAGCCGCCGCACAAGAGCGAUCCAGCUGCAGAGGAGCAGACACCGGAGGCUGCUGCAGAUCCCAGUGAAAAGCCACCGCACAAGAGCAAUUUUGCACAAGAGGAGGUGGCCGCGGAGAGCCAGGCGGCAGACAGCACAGGCGCUGUGCAAGCUCUAGAAAUGAUUGACUCAGACGGCCGGGUACUUGGCGCCAGCACAACCGCCAAGGCGCCGGAAGCUGCCCACCUCGCUGCCAUGCUGGCCGGCUGCGCAAAGGAGGCCUUCCCUGCAGCUCCGACAGAAGCUUCCGGGGCAGCCGCGCUGCAAGUCACGGCCGGUAGCGCGGUAGGGAACGCCGCCGGAGACGCGUCCACGGUGCAAGAACAGGCGCCAUCGGCGGGGGAUCCUGCGCCACCGCCGGGGGGUCGCGCGGCGCCGGGGGAUGCGCAUGUGAUCCGGGCCUUCCUGGACAACACGUCCAGUCAGCUGACGGAGCACGGCCUCGUCAGCCUGCAUGCUGGGCUCAAACCUAAUCAGCUGGCGGUGCUGUUCCGCAACAACCACUUCAACACUCUAUUCAAAUACGAGGACGCUCUCUACAUCCUCGUCACCGACCUGGGCUACCUGCAUGAGAGGCAAGUGGUCUGGGAGAAGCUGGAUGCCAUCGAUGGAGACACUGUCUUUGUGAACAGCACUCUCAAGCUGCCAGAGCCAGUGAAGGCGCGCACACCGGAGGAGGCACGCACACCAACGGAGCAGGCGAACGCCGACUACGCACUUGCGUUGCAGCUGCACCAGGAGGAGCAGGAAGCUGCUGAGCGCCGCCGCGCCGCCGCCGCGGCCGACGGCCGGGCUGGGGACGGGCAGCCGCCGCCUGCCCAAACCGGGCAGCCCGGGCCGCCUGGGCCGCCCGCACCAUCACAGCAGGACACAGGCGGCUGGGGCAGGGCAGGCCACAGGCACCACGGGAGACAUAACAGGCCUCGCAGCGGCUCGCGCCACACCCGGCCUAAACGGGAGGCCUGCAACAUCAUGUGAUCAGCUCUUCGGCUGCCGUGCCGUUUCCAGACUCGUGGCAGGAUUUGGACAUGUUCUCUUGGGGUCUGAUGCAUUGCAGCAGAUGGUGCUUUGGGCAUUGGGCAGAAAGUUAAGUAGGACUUAGAUAUGGGCAUGCAAGAUGGGGAGAUGGGAUGUAAGGGGUCAGGGCAAUAUAAUACGGUGGAACCGAAUACUGAGAGAUCUGGUGCAACCAGAAUGUACACUAGUACAAGAAGGUGCAGGGAAGAUAUUUCUGUGGUGCCUAGGAAAUCCGAGGGCCUGCUUCAUGAACCCAGGCCAUUUUGAUCAAGCACCGGCAGCUAAUAUGUUGUCCAGGCUUUGCUCUUCCGAGAAAUGGGUUAUUUUGCCAAGUGUGUACAUGAAUGGAAUUUGGGGUUGCAUUCUGGCAGCACAAUAUACUAGUGUCCAGACUUCAUGAUGGCAAUAAUAGCAGGACAGUCUCCGAGAGGCUCGAGCGUAUCAGUUAUGCACCUCUGCCUUGAUGCUACUUGUAAUUACUGAUGAAAUGUAAAAGACUGUGUAUUUUC